GCAGAAUGUAUUGUUGGUGACUGAGCUCUAGAUUUCCUCUGCCCAAUUCUUUGAUUUUCCGAGCAUAUAAUUUUUUCUCCACCAGGCUCCGUCCAGUGACGAAAUAAUCCCGACCUCAAAGUCUUAACUGUCACCACGCAGAGCCCUGGGACGACAGUUUAGAUUUCAGACGUUUGAGGCGGGAUAGAUUGCUGAAGAUGCCCGUCGUCAACGUCGACGAUCUGGUGCGCCUGCAGCGCAAACCAGAGGAUAUUCGCAAUAUCUGUAUUUUAGCCCAUGUUGAUCACGGCAAAACGUCCUUGACAGACAGUCUUAUCGCCACAAAUGGCAUCAUUUCACCAAAACUGGCGGGCAAGAUCCGUUAUCUGGAUUCCCGACCAGAUGAGCAGCUCAGAGGAAUUACUAUGGAGUCAUCAGCUAUCUCACUCUUUUUCUCCAUGUUGAGGCGCCCUGCUCCGGACGCUGCGCCAGUGCCGAAGGAGUAUCUGAUCAACUUGAUCGACUCCCCGGGACAUAUUGACUUCAGCAGUGAGGUAUCAACUGCUUCGCGGCUAUGCGACGGUGCAGUUGUUCUUGUGGACGCUGUCGAAGGUGUCUGCAGUCAGACAGUAACUGUCCUACGACAAACAUGGGUCGAGCAGCUUAAGCCGUUGCUUGUGAUUAACAAGAUGGAUCGAUUAAUCACAGAAUUGAAAAUGAGUCCUGCUGAGGCAUACUCUCACUUGAACAAACUUGUGGAACAGGUGAAUGCUGUUAUUGGAAGUUUCUACCAGGGAGAGAGAAUGGAAGAAGAUCUUCUCUGGAGAGAACGAAUGGAAGAGCGUUUGAACGCUGCAGCUAGCAAGGAGAAAGACCGUUCUAAGAAGCAGGCGCUGGAGACAACUGCUGAGGCUACUGCUGAGGCCACUGUUGAGAUUGCCGAGUUUGAGGAACGAGGCGAUGAGGACCUCUACUUUGCCCCGGAAAAGAACAAUGUUAUUUUCUGCAGUGCCUUGGACGGAUGGGCGUUUACCAUCCGUCAGUUUGCAGCAAUAUACGAGCGAAAACUCGGCAUUAAGCGUUCUGUUUUGGAGAAGGUUCUCUGGGGCGAUUUCUACUUGGAUCCCAAGACCAAGCGAGUACUUGGCUCCAAGCACCUAAAGGGGAGAGCACUAAAGCCCAUGUUCGUCCAGUUGGUCCUGGAUAGUAUCUGGGCCGCCUAUGAAGCCACGACUGGAGGUGGGAAGGGCAAGGGUGACCCAGCGCUACUAGAGAAGAUCACAAAGUCUCUGAAUAUUACGAUACCCCCUCACAUUUUGCGCUCCCGGGAUCCCAAGAAUAUCAUGACAACAUUGUUCUCACAAUGGCUACCUCUUUCAACAGCUCUCCUCGUAACAGUCAUCGAAUAUCUUCCUAACCCUAUUACCGCCCAAGCUUCCCGGUUGCCCGAGAUGAUCGAAGAUUCACCAGGCGCCAACUUUAUAGAUCCAAAGGUGCGAGAAGCUAUGAUUAACUUCAAGACUGGACCCGAGGACCCGAUAGUGGCCUACGUGAGCAAGAUGGUUGCCAUCCCGGAGAGUGAACUUCCAUCCAACACGAAACGCACUGGUGGCACUAUGACUGCAGACGAGGCGCGAGAACUUGCACGCAAGAAGAGGGAAGAGAUCGCUCGACUUCAGGCCGAAGCGAAUGGAGAGCAGGGAGACUCUUAUUCCCAAAUUACAUCAUCUCUUGCGGCUGCAAGCCUGGAUUCGGAGCCUGCCAAUGGCACUGAGGAGAAGCAAGAGCGGGAGCACUUGAUUGGAUUCGCACGGCUUUACUCUGGAACCCUUUCUCUCGGAGAUUCGAUCUAUGUUCUUCCACCAAAGUUCUCUCCAGCUAAUCCUCAUGCCAGUCCGGAACCGAAGAAGGUCACUAUCACAGGUCUCUACCUUCUGAUGGGAAGGAGCUUGGAACCUCUGAAGUCGGUGCCCGCAGGUGUUGUCUUCGGAAUCGCGGGCCUUGCAGGCCAUGUUCUCAAGACUGGUACUCUCUGCAGCCAACUGGAGGGCAGCGUCAAUCUGGCUGGUGUGUCCAUAACAAGUCCGCCUAUUGUGCGGGUUGCUCUGGAGCCCACAAACCCAGGAGAUCUGAACAAGAUGAUUACCGGACUCCGUCUUCUGGAGCAAAGUGACCCUUGCGCCCAAUACGAAGUCCUUCCCAGUGGUGAGCAUGUCAUCUUGACAGCGGGAGAACUGCAUCUUGAGCGCUGUCUGAAGGAUCUGCGCGAGAGAUUCGCCAGAUGCGACAUCCAAGCCGGUGAAGCUAUAGUUCCUUACCGCGAAAGUAUCGUCAAAGCACCAGAAAUGGCAGUUCCAAAGAACCCAGAGCUUGGCAGGGGUGGUGUUAUAGCAGUCUCUCCAUCAAAACAGCUGACGGUUCGCUUGCGUGUCGUCCCGCUGCCUGCAGAGGUUACUGAGUUCCUGAGCAAACAUGUUGGAACGAUCAGACGCAUACAGUCUGAUAAACGAGCCAAGGCUGGCGUAAAAAUGGAGCGCGAAGAGUCUAACGAACCCGCCGAAAACCAGGCUGAAGCGGAUAACGAUGAAACUCGAGAGCGGAACACCUUGUCCCUUGAGGAGUUCAGGAAGGAGCUGCAAAAGCUCUUCAGUGAGGUCAAAGAUGACAAGGAACUGUGGCAAAACGUUGUCGACAAAAUAACGGCAUUUGGCCCUCGACGAGUAGGACCCAAUAUCCUCGUUGAUGCCACCGCAGCCAACACAUCAGAGAAGUUCCUCCUCGAGGACCAAAGAGAACAAUCCAACGGGCACAGCCAUUCAGAAGACGCGGCCUUGGAACACCAAGCCUUCAGUGUCAGAGACUUUUCCGACAAGAUCUCCUACGCAUUCCAACUGGCAACGGGUCAAGGCCCUCUCUGCCACGAACCUGUCCAAGGAAUCGCUGUUUUCCUCGAAGACGUAUCCGUGAACGCCAACGGCGAGGAACUCGACGUCGGCCGUUUAACAGGCGAAGCCAUCAAAACAGUUCGAGACUUGAUUUGGCAAGGAUUCCUAGACUGGAGUCCACGCAUUCUUCUAGCCAUGUAUAGUUGUGAGAUUCAAGCAUCAAGUACGUUUCUCCCCCCCCUUCUCUUCCCCACUUUUCACCCCCUAAACAUAUAUAUAUACAUAUACAUAUCCAGCGAAAUGAGAAUCAAAUCAACCCACUAACCCAUCCUACCCUCCAAACAGCCGAAGUCCUAGGCCGCGUCUAC
Paecilomyces variotii is the source of this 3232-nucleotide messenger RNA. Its product is annotated as P-loop containing nucleoside triphosphate hydrolase protein. Gene Ontology annotation, cellular component: ribonucleoprotein complex; cytosol. The transcript has 5 exons. NCBI's taxonomy places the organism in Eukaryota, Fungi, Ascomycota, Eurotiomycetes, Eurotiales, Thermoascaceae. The record is from RefSeq and is a predicted model, not a curated record. Bases 198 to 3188 code for a protein of 996 amino acids. Gene Ontology annotation, biological process: cytosolic ribosome assembly. Gene Ontology annotation, molecular function: GTPase activity; GTP binding; ribosome binding.